Messenger RNA from Tarenaya hassleriana, 1169 nucleotides. RefSeq lists its product as uncharacterized. The record is from RefSeq and is a predicted model, not a curated record. The transcript has 2 exons. Lineage: Eukaryota; Viridiplantae; Streptophyta; Magnoliopsida; Brassicales; Cleomaceae. Bases 80 to 685 code for a protein of 201 amino acids.
UCUCUCUCUCUCUCUCAUCUCUUUCUUUCCUUGUGGAGGUUUCUUCUUCUCCUCCUUGUAUUGUUGAAUCUCUUCCGAGAUGCUCAGGGAAAGAAUUCAUCCGAUGAUCGGAAAAUUGUCGGAGCUUCUCGUGUCGGUUAACCGAUCAACCCCUUUUUCCGAUUCCAUUUCCAUGACGACAGGUCCAAGAACCCCUCUUGAUUUCAAGAUUUUCCCAAAGAUUUCUCCGAGAAACAACGCAAACAGAUUCCACGGCCACAAUAUCGACGGGGUCGGUCUUGGAAUCGUCGCGGCACUCGACAAUUCCAGCUCGAGAACGAGCGUUCGCCGGUUCGGAGAACACCCGGGUAACCGACCCGGUUCCGAUCCCGUUCCCAUCAUGGUGAACAGCAGAAGAUGGAGCGAUGAUGAUAAUGAUUAUACGUAUGUGACAUGCCAUCAUGGGGCUGAUGGAUCUUGUACUAGGGUUUACAGAGAUGGGUUCGAGUGUUCCGCAAGAAAGAACCUCGAUGAACCGCCGGAAAGUUCGCCGGAGUUUGAGGGUUUGGAUUUCCUCAACGCAUGUUUCUUGUGCCGGAAGAAACUUCACGGUCUAGACAUAUACAUCUACCGAGGAGAGAGAGCAUUUUGUAGAGACGAGUGUAGAUCGGUUUAUAUAACCAACGAGGAACGAAAAGAGGUGUAGGUCGGAAUUUCCUUCAUCUCCUGACACCGCCGGCAGAAUUUCCCACGCCGGCGUUCUAGUCAUUUAGCCCUAAUUAUCCUGCUUCCGGCAACUAUAUAUAUAUACACACACACACAUACUUUACCCCAAAAAAACUAUAUAUAUAUAUAUAUUAAUAAUUCCGAAUAGAUAGAUAUGUAAGGCUAUAUACAGUAAAUUAUGAGGAAAAAAUUGAGAAAUUUUGAUGAUGUGGAAAAAUGAAAAGAUGACAUUGUGCUCUUUGUAAAGAGGACAGUUCAUGUUUUUUCUUAAUAUUGGUUCUGUACGAAUUAAUUAAAUAUAAAUAUUUGUUGGAAGCAUUCUUCGUCCAAACCCGCUGAUCAGUUUGGAGGCUUCCAAAGCCUCGGAAUGAAGCAGAGUCUCUGAGGGGUAUUUUGGGAAAGUGUAAAGGACGCGUUAUGAGUCCUAGGGUUUUCGGGUUUUCAGAACAGAUUGCGUUUUCGGU